Messenger RNA from Phlebotomus argentipes, 3766 nucleotides. Its product is annotated as serine/threonine-protein kinase 11-interacting protein. Gene Ontology annotation, cellular component: cytoplasm. Gene Ontology annotation, molecular function: protein binding. The record is from RefSeq and is a predicted model, not a curated record. Bases 63 to 3740 code for a protein of 1225 amino acids. NCBI's taxonomy places the organism in Eukaryota, Metazoa, Arthropoda, Insecta, Diptera, Psychodidae. The transcript has 8 exons.
CAUCUCGCGCAGUGGAAAAUCAAGUGAUAAACAGGCAGUGACAACGCAAUUAUUGAUGGUGAAUGGAUCCCAGCAAAAUAACAAGUUUGGCCACUCUGCUGCGCGACAAUGGCCACAAAAUCCUCAGCGGUGAGGCCAAGCUGACGCUCUCAGGCUCCCUUAUCCGCGCUCUAAAUGACUCAUUCAGCCUGAUAGUGGACGAGAAUGCGGAUAAAUGCUCCCCGCACACAUUCUACGUCUGCAAGCCCAACUACUCCAAAUCAGAUGUGUUCCGAGACUUGCAGUUCAUCUUUGACUUUGUCCAGAAGACAAUCCAUCUGUGUGUGAAUCAGCUGCACGGAGACGACCAGACCGACGAUGUGGUGGAUCUCACGAACUUCCGGACCCUGGAGAAGCUGGAGAUAAAUAAGGUGGCCUUGAGGAAAUUCCGUGGCAUUCAGAGAAUGAGGGCUCAGCUUCAGGAAGUGGUGUGCGUGAAGUGCCUCUCCAGCAUUCGGGAACUCUUCCUCGACUGCGGUGGUGACAAAUGUGGUGGUUUCGUAUGGAAUGAACUGAAAUCUGCCAACUUCUCAGGGAACAUCUUGAAAUCCCUGGACAGAUCGCUCGAACUGACGCCUUGGCUGCAAAAUCUCACCCUCAGUCACAAUCAACUUGAGAAAAUCCCGGAAAUUCGACUCCUGCCCAACCUCAAAAUGCUCGAUGUGAGCUUCAAUCUAUUGACAGAGAUGCCAAACUUUCAUCCUGAGGCUUCUCGCCGCCUUCAAAUGCUGAACAUGAGAAACAACCUUCUGGAAAACGUAACGGGUGUUUCCUGCCUCGACGGUCUCUAUGAACUGGAUGUAGGUGGAAAUUUCCUCAUUGACCACUCAAGUUUACUUCCUUUGUGCACUCUCGCCGCUCUGCGGUACCUAAAUCUGCUGGGGAAUCCUCUGGCCUUCCAUCCCAAGCAUCGAGAGGCGACAGCGCGAUAUCUGCAUGGAAAUACAGCUUCAAUAAAAUUUGUCCUGGACAGCAGCCACCUCAGCAAGCAUGAAAAGAGCCUCACGGGCGCAUACAGCAGUUACCACCCCAUACUCAUGCGCUCAGCCCAUUCCGAGAGCCCGUGGGCAAUUCAGGGGCGCAGGAGCAACACCAAUGAGGGCUCCUCAGUGGCCACAAGUCUGGGAUCGACGAGCAGUUUCCAGAUCACGACAGAGGUUCCCAUGGACAGAUCAAUUGCAGAAUCAACGAGCAGUCACAGAAAGUUGAGGGUGAGAAAUGCUCAAAUUGCAGACAAUCCCGAACCCAAGAGCAUUACUACAAACAUCGAUGCGACCAUUGAGGGACGGAAUAAGGAGCAUUUGAAGACAAAGGAGCAAAUUGAAAAUCUUCGGGAGCAAUUUGGUGACUCGUGGCUUCACAGGGAAGGCGCAAGUCUAGUGAAGAGCGUAAUUGGUGGCUUCCCAGAAGACAAUAAGACUCAAGGAAGUAUUCUGGAGAAGAAUGCUCUCGUGGCUGAACUCUAUUCUGAGCCUCUGAUUGCUGAACCAAUGGCAGAGGUUGAAGAAGAGUCAGCGAAACAAUCUACCCCAAAGGAAGAAGGCCUUAUUAUGCGUCAAAGUCCAACGGAAUCACCCAUAAAAGCCGCAUCAGAUGCUGAGGAACAGACAAAAGAUUUAAAUAAUCUUGAGACAAUAUACAAAACUGCCAAAAGCAAUCCCAGCAUUGAGAUUACGAGUGAUUACACAACCGCUAUUGAAGAGGAGUCCGAUCCGGAGGACAACGAGGUGGCCUAUUUUGUAACACGCGUCUCCAGUGGCCAGGAAGUUCUGCUCAUUGUUUCGGAUUUGAGCAUCAAGGAGAAGAAUCGUAAGACGAAACAGACUCUCUUCAGGUGGAGUUUGAAGUCUGUUGAGAGUUGUGAAAGGACAAAAUCGGAUGUUUUGUGUAUAAAUUUCAACACUAUCAAGAAAGAUCGCAAGGAGAGAAACUAUCAGAUGCCACCGGACUCUUGUCAGAAACUGCAGAGUUACCUCAGGGACUUCCUAGCCAGUCGUCCACUGUCUGAGAUGAACCAAAUUGUGUACAAAUGUGCCAAUUGCACCACUCAGUUCUGUCGAGAGAUCGGAAACCAACAGAUUAAGCGUGAUAUUUUCUGUCCAGAAUGCAAAAGCGAGUUUGUGAUUGAGAUGCAUGAAUCGCCACCGGAAAAGGGAGUUUCUCUGGACUCUCAGGCGACACCAGUUCAAGUGGCUAGCUCUGCAGAGGCUGCCACUGAUCAAAAUAGCAGUAUCGCACUGGCGACGGUUCUGAGGAGAUCACCACUUAACACCAAAUUGAGAUCUGCGGGAUCUAUCAAUGAGUCCUCGUCCUGUUCGAAGAUCUCCAACAAUGGAUCCUUUGACUCAAAUCAAAGCGUUGCCGGCAGUUCAACUUCUGAGCGUGACAGAGAUCCUGAUAUUCAUCUCUCGUCCAGAUUCAAUGCUGAAAGUGACGUGGAGAUCCUCAGUAAUCCCAGCCAGAGUAGCAUAGAAGUUCUGGAUAGCAGCAAGAAUUCCAGUCGAAAGCAUUCUGAAGAGCGAAAAAUAUCCCACGUGCCCAGUUUGGAGACCAUCACGGACCACAGUAGUGUCAAAGAGGCGAGUGUGUUGGCUGAAGAGAAGAUCCGACCGAAUUUGGCUGAGAAGAAGGAUCUCAUCAGGCAGACUUUCCUGAAUUUGACCGAGAGCAGUUCUUCAGGAUCCAUCACAGACAGCAUCUGCACAGCAUAUGAGCACAGUCAGGAAGCGGAGGAGCACAAGCAUCUGUCGCCUGUGGAGGUGAUUUCGGAGGAGGACAACAGGACCCAGUCAUCCUUCUUUGGGUUUCUCAGUGCCUUCGCUACGACGAACAAGGUGGACGGAAUUGUGAUACCCAUUGCAGAUCCCUUCAAGUUCACCUUCGAUGAUUUCGGGAAUGUGGACCAUCGGAUUCAGGUGUAUCUGUAUCAGCACAUCUUCAUGGAAAACUCUGAGAAGCUUCUGUGGGUUGUUCGUUGUCGCUUCUGCGAUGAGAAGAUCUCCACUGAGUGGUUUGAUGGGAUCGUUGUCAUGUCCACUGUGAGAUUCUACACGUUUAUCAUUACGGGAGAAGAGAAUGACGAUCCGUCCAAGUGGCUUAGAAGACUCGCUUUGGUGCCUGUUGAGGAGAUGAAAUCCAUCAAAUGUCUUCCCUGGAGUGUAGGAGUGACUUUCAGCACUCGUCACAUGGCCAGUGUUCACAUUUUGCUGAGAGAUUCGCGGAGAACGCAGAGCUUCUUUAAGUUUCUGCAGAAGUCGACAAAUUGUCGCCCCGUGGGAUGUUCGGUGGUGGCUGAGAAUCAGGAGGAUUUGCUGCAGACGUACCAGAACGAGUCUAUUAGGACAUUUGCCAUCUUCGAACACUGCGAACGACGCGUGGAUGAGACGAAAUUGACUGUGAGCUUUGGGGGAAUCAUUGUCACUGAGAAGACCUUCCACAUGACUUCCGGAGGACACAAGUGGAUGACAGAGAAAGGCGAUCCGGCCGUGGGAGUGGUUCACACGCAACUCCUUCAAGAUAUGGUGGAAUUGGAGCCAAAGAGUGACACGGAAUUCAUUCUCAACUUCCUGGAUGAGCGGGAAAAUAAGUGUGAACAGUGGUUUUUGAGAUUCGCCACUCCGGCUGUUGUUCAGGACGUCCUGGCGGCAAUCCGUGAGCCCUGGGAGCGACUCUUUGAAGUUCAUCUCAUCGCCAAUUCCUAACUCGUUCGACGUAUUUCAUUUUAACA